UUUAACGCUGGCGACGGGAAACGUUAUUUCAACAUCCCCGGGUCUCGUACCGAUGACGUGGUGGACGUGGAGGGAACCACCAACGUGGGUUACCCCGGGAGAUGGGUGUUCCGUAUCGACAACGCCCAGGUGGAGGUGGGCGGAUGCAACACCUCUGGUAAUAUGGAAGAGGGAUAGGAUGGAUAUUUAAUCAUUAGUUUUUUAUUUUUUUAUUUAUUUUUAUGUUAAGUGUGUUGUGACUUUGUUAAAUGCACUUUAAUAAUUGGGAGAUGAUUUUGAUUUUAUUUGAUAGGGCAUUGUCUUAUUUCAGAUGACACAACAUUCGUCUGCACUGAUAUAACAUAUCCCCCAUUGUCUUAGGUCAAGCUGGUUGGGACUAGCGUUUUGUAGGAGUGACGCUGCAUGACGUAAGACAAUGGCGAAUAGGGUUAAUGGUUCUGAGAGAAUGGUAUAGAGUAAUAGAACCCUCAACUAGCAUAUAUCUCUCCUCCUCACUAACUAGCUGUUCUAUCUCUCCUCACUAACUAACUGUUCUAUCUCUCUCCUCCUCACUAACUAACUGUUCUAUCUCUUCUCCUCACUAACUAGCUGUUCUAUCUCUUCUCCUCACUAACUAGCUGUUCUAUCUCUCCUCCUCACUAACUAGCUGUUCUAUCUCUCCUCCUCACUAACUAACUGUUCUAUCUCUCCUCCUCACUAACUAACUGUUCUAUCUCUCCUCCUCACUAACUAGCUGUUCUAUUUCUCCUCCUCACUAACUAGCUGUUCUAUCUCUCCUCACUAACUAGCUGUUCUAUCUCUCCUCCUCACUAACUAACUGUUAUAUCUCUCCUCCUCAUUAACUAGCUGUUCUAACUCUUCUCCUCACUAACUAACUGUUCUAUCUCUCCUCCUCACUAACUAACUGUUCUAUUUCUCCUCCUCACUAACUAACUGUUCUAUCUCUCCUCCUCACUAACUAACUGUUCUAUUUCUCCUCCUCACUAACUAGCUGUUCUAUCUCUUCUCCUCACUAACUAGCUGUUCUAUCUCUUCUCCUCACUAACUGUUCUAUCUCUUCUCCUCACUAACUAACUGUUCUAUCUCUCCUCACUAACUAGCUGUUCUAUCUCUUCUCCUCACUAACUAGCUGUUCUAUCUCUUCUCCUCACUAACUAGCUGUUCUAUCUCUUCUCCUCACUAACUGUUCUAUCUCUUCCCCUCACUAACUAACUGUUAUAUCUCUUCUCCUCACUAACUAACUGUUCUAUCUCUCCUCACUAACUAGCUGUUCUAUCUCUCCUCACUAACUAACUGUUCUAUCUCUCCUCCUCACUAACUAACUGUUCUAUCUCUCCUCCUCACUAACUAACUGUUCUAUCUCUCCUCCUCACUAACUAACUGUUCUAUCUCUCCUCGUCACUAACUAACUGUUCUAUCUCUCUCCUCCUCACUAACUAACUGUUCUAUCUCUCCUCCUCACUAACUAACUGUUCUAUCUCUCCUCCUCACUAACUGUAGGUGUUCUGUCUCUCCCCCACAGCGUCUGUGUGUCCACACCUUCGACCCUGUCUGAAUGGAGGUCGCUGUAUUGAUGACUGCAUCACCGGAAACCCUUCCUUCACCUGCUCCUGUCUAGCUGGCUUCACCGGACGACGGUGCCAGAUAGGUCAGUCAGUGAACUUUGACCUUUGACCACAGUCACUCUGCUCAACUCUGCCACACUGUUUAGAAACAACCCCUAGAUCUGAGAGGAUUUUAUUGGUUUAAAGACAUGCUCCGCAACUUUGGUGACUAGUAAGUAUUUUUUUUUACCUUUGGGCUGGAUGUAUCAAUGCGUAGUUCAUAUAUACACUACAUGACCAAAGGUAUGUGGACACCUGCUCGUUGAACAUCUCAUUCCAAAAUCAUGGGCGUUAAUAUGGAGUUGGUCCCCCCCUUUGCUGCUAUAACAGCCUCCACUCUUCUGGGAAGGCUUUCCACUAGAUGUUCGAACAUUGCUGCAGGGACUUGCUUCCAUUCAGCCACAAGAGCAUUAGUGAUGUUGGACGAUUAGGCCUUGGCUCGCAGUCGGCGUUCCAAUUCAUCCCAAAUGAUUUGGGAUUCAGGAAUCUUCAUCACACCCCUCUCUCUGCUCUGCUCUGGGGGUAGGGGCUAGGGGUUAAGGGGCUAGGGGUUAAGGGCUAGGGGUUGAUUUGGGAUUCAGGUAUCCUGCUCUGCUCCUCUCUGCUCCAUGCUCCGCUGCGCCAGGAAAGAGGAUGUCAGCUUAUAAAAGCUGGAUUUCACCUGACCUGCCAAGGGACAACCUGAUAAGAUAUUUCCUUUAGGCACAUCUGCUUGUAAUACGCAUACCAGGUCACUGCUAGGUCUCUCUCCUCCUCCUGCCAGGUCUCUCUGCCACACUCCUCCUGCCAGGUCUCUCUGCCACACUCCUCCUGCCAGGUCUCUCUGCCACACUCCUCCUGCCAGGUCUCUCUGCCACACUCCUCCUACCAGGUCUUUCUGCAACACUCCUCCUACCAGGUCUUUCUGCAACACUCCCCCUACCAGGUCUUUCUGCAACACUCCUCUUGGACAACUCAUAACCUUCUACUAAAUCAUCCUGGGUUUAUUCUGCCUUGUAUGUGUUUAUACUGCAGUCACCCUAUUCAUCCCUAUACUGCAGUCACCCUAUUCAUCCCUAUACUGCAGUCACCCUAUUCAUCCCUAUACUGCAGUCACCCUAUUCAUCCCUAUACUGCAGUCACCCUAUUCAUCCCUAUACUGCAGUCACCCUAUUCAUCCCUAUACUGCAGUCACCCUAUUCAUCCUCAUGUAUCUCUGUCUCUCUCUGUCUCGCUCUCUCUGUGUGUGUGUGUGUGUGUGUGGUGUGUGUGUGUGUGUGUGUGUGUGUAGAUGUAGAUGAGUGUUCGUCCUAUCCCUGUCAGAACGGAGGUACCUGCUCAGACCAGGUUAAUGGAUUCACCUGCCAAUGUCCAUCUGGGUUUACAGGGACAGUCUGCCAAACGGGUACAGUACCCUCUCUUCCUCCCUCUCUCCUAGCUCUACCUUUACCCCAAUCACACAACCAUGUUCCACUCCCAUCUCCUCUCUGGUCCUCUCUGUUCUACUCCCAUCUCCUCUCUGGUCCUCUCUGUUCCACUCCCCAUCUCCUCUCUGGUCCUCUCUGUUCUACUCCCCUCUCCUCUCUGGUCCUCUCUGUUCCACUCCCAUCUCCUCUCUGGUCCUCUCUGUUCCACUCCCAUCUCCUCUCUGGUCCUCUCUGUUCCACUCCCAUCUCCUCUCUGGUCCUCUCUAUUCCACUCCCAGCUCCUCUCUGUUCCUCUCUGUUCUACUUCCCCUCUCCUCUCUGGUCCUCUCUGUUCCCACUCCCCUCCCCUCUCUGGUCCUCUCUGUUCCACUCCCCUCUCCUCUCUGGUCCUCUCUGUUCCACUCCUCUCUCCUCUCUGGUCCUCUCUGUUCCACUCCCCUCUCCUCUCUGAUCUUCUCUGUUCCACUCCCCUCUCCUCUCUGUUCCUCUAUGUUCCACUCCUCUCUCCUCUCCGAUCUUCUCUGUUCCACUCCUCUCUCCUCUCUGAUCUUCUCUGUUCCACUCCUCUCUCCUCUCCAAUCUUCUCUGUUCCUCCCCUCCUCUCUGAUUCCUGUUCCACUCCCUCCUCCUCGCUUUUGCCCACUCCUUUUAUCCUCUCCUCUUCCUUCCCUGCCCCUUUCUCUCUUCCUGUCCCCUCUCCUCCUCCUCUCCUCUUUCCUCCUCUCCUCUCCUCUUCCUCUCCUCCCUCUCCUCUUUUUCCUCUCCUCUCCUCUCUCCCCAUCUUCCUUCCUCUCCUCUCCUCUCUCUGUUCCCUUCCUCUUCCUCAAAACCCCUCUCUUUUCCCCUUCUUCGCUUCCUCUCCUUUUAUCCUUUCCCCCCUUUUCGUUCCCCUAUCUCCUUCCCUCCCCCCCGUACCCUGCCUCUAUUCUCCGUCAUACCUGUGUUGCCAUCGGGCCUCCUCUACCCUCUCUUCAAUCUCCUCUCCUCUAUUCUUUCCCCCCCUCUCCAACCCGGCCUGGUCCCCCCUGUUCCCCCCCCUUGAGUCCUAAACCUGCCCCGUCCCACCUGUCCACCUUCCCCCUAGUCCUAACCCUGUACCCCUCCCCUCUCUCUGUCCCUCUCCCAUCUCUAUUAUAACCGCCCCCCCUUCCCGUUCUCCUUCCCCCCUCUCACCAACCUUUUCCUCCCCUCCCUCUCUCUGUCCCCUCUCCCCCUCUUCCUACCCUUCCCCCCCCUCUCUCUGUCCCUCCUCUCCCCAUCUUAUCUAACCGCUGUUCCCCCUCCCCCUCCCCUUCUUCUCCCCUUCUCUUCCCCCCUCCUCAGUCCUACCCUGUCCCCCUCCCCUCUCUCUGUCCCCCCUCUCCCCCUACUCAUCCUACCCUGUCCCCCUCCCCUUCCUCUUCCCUCCUCUUCCCCCACUCUCUCUCCUCCCCCUCCCCUCUCCCUUCCCCCCUCUCCUCCCUCCCUCUCCCCCCUCUCCCGUCCCUCCCCCCUCCUGCCCUCCCUCCUCCUCCUUCCUCUUUCACCCCGGGCAAGACAUAUUUGCGGUUUAGGGGAGGUGUGGCGGAAUUUAAAGCUGGUAAUAUCCCGUGUAUGUGUCUAUCUCUCUGUGUCUGUGUGUGUGUGUGUGUUUCUGCCUGCAGACAUUGACAAGUGCAAAGACAGAGCCUGCCUCAACGGAGCGUUAUGUGUACAAGGUGUCGACAAUUUCACCUGCGUGUGUGAGGGGGGCUACACUGGCACUCUGUGUGAGACAGGUGAGUUAGCCAAAGGGCUACACAGUCUCUCAGGAAGGGUUCGGGUGUAGGGGUUGGAGUAUGGGCAUCUCUCUCCCCAGGGAAACAGUCUCUCUGGUUUCUACAUUACAAUUAUCAUCAAUCGGACAGAUGUUACUUCAUCCAGAGAGAGUUCCCAUGAAGCCAAGCCUGUAUGGCCUGAUUGAUAGCUUUUAGCAGGUUACAGUUCAGCUGCAAACACAUUGCGGUUGGAUUAUAUCUGGUUGUUCUUUCUGGGGUCACAGAGUGCGCAGACCUAUUAAAGUUCACGGAACUCAAACCUGUCUUCAAUAGAGACAUUGAGGAGUGUAGUGACUUUGGUUUCAUGGUCUGUGUCCCAAAUGGCCACCCUAGGGAACACAGACCCGGUGUGACAUCCUGGUCUCUCACUACAUGAUGGGUUAUUGAUGAAACAAGAAGGGGAACUGUUAGAGUCUACCUGUACUGUAGUUCCUACGUGAGAGGACUCCUUAAUACGAGACACCUGGUUCAGUGUAACAGUACACCUGCUGAAAGGAACUUCAGUUCCCUGAUCCAGCUCUGGUCUUGGAGAUCAACACACAAACACGCACACGCACACACACACACACACACACACACACACACACAUAUAUACACACACAGACAACACUACACGUGUUGCUCUGUUCUGUUCAGAGAUGGAUGGGCGAAGGCCAUUAAUUACUAGUCUGCAUCCAAGCCGAACUGAAAAGAAAGGUCGCAUCCCAAAUUGAACCCUGUUCUCUAUGUAGUGCACUACUUUGACCUGGGCCCUGUUAAUUACUAUAAUUAUAAUUACCUAAUUACUCUUCACCCUAAUUACUCUUCACCCUGCCAUUGUGUCUUUUUUGAUAUCGUAGGGAAUUACACCCUACAGUACAUGUCCAGUGGAAAAUGAUUUAACCAAGUCCAAGACCGAAUACCUUCCCGGGGUUAUCUUGAAAACCAGGACUGUCUUGGAAAGUUAUGAUUGCGUCCGGACAGGAUGGAUGCUUUUCCAAAAGACAACAUGCGGUCUAAAUUUGUGAUUCACAUACGUGUCAGACUGUUGACCCACACCGCUGUCUGUCAGCAUACAGCUUCAACACCUUGACUGUGUCCCAAACGACACCCUAUUCCCUACAUAGUGCACUACUUUAGACCACAAUAGGGAACAGGGUGCCAUUUUGGGACGUGGCAAAAACAUUGAAAGAGAACCGUUACUACCUUGGAAAUGUCUCUUUUCCAAAAUCCUCAGUUUCCCACAUAGAUAACGACUGGGGAUUGAAUAACAUGUACGUUUUGUUGUGUUUGUGGAUCCAGACAUGGACGAGUGUGUUUCCCAGCCCUGUCUGAAUGGAGGGCAGUGUAAAGACCAGGUGAAUGGUUACGCCUGCACCUGUCCUGCUGCCUUCACCGGAACACACUGCGAGACAGGUGAGCUACUGAUAGAACUCUCCUUCUUCUUUAGAAGGAGUACUAUUCAACUGACCCCCCUUGCGUCCCAAAUGGCACCCUAUUCCCUAUAUAGUGCACUAAUUUUUGACCAGUGCCCACAGACUGGCAUCCUGUCCAGGGGGGUGUACUUGUACAUCAAGCUGCCUCACACUACAGAAUCAGGAGAUAGGGGCUCCUGCCCCUAUGGGUCGUUCUGGCUUGGACAAGGCUUACUUACUUUCCCUUUAGGGACUAGGGUGCCAUUUGGGACUCACUAACUUUGAUUCUGCUAGUUUAUGCCAGUUAGAGAGUAGACACACAACAUUGGUCCUAUGGGUCCUGGUCAAAAGUAGUGCACUAUAUAGGGAAUAGGGUGCCGUUCUCUGGUCUAAAGUAGUGCACUAUAUAGGGAAUAGGGUGCCAUUCUCUGGUCUAAAGUAGUGCACUAUAUAGGGAAUAGGGUGCCAUUCUCUGGUCUAAAGUAGUGCACUAUAUAGGGAAUAGGGUGCCAUUCUCUGGUCUAAAGUAGUGCACUAUAUAGGGAAUAGGGUGCCGUUCUCUGGUCUAAAGUAGUGCACUAUAUAGGGAAUAGGGUGCCGUUCUCUGGUCUAAAGUAGUGCACUAUAUAGGGAAUAGGGUGCCGUUCUCUGGUCUAAAGUAGUGCACUAUAUAGGGAAUAGGGUGCCGUUCUCUGGUCUAAAGUAGUGCACUAUAUAGGGAAUAGGGUGCCGUUCUCUGGUCUAAAGUAGUGCACUAUAUAGGGAAUAGGGUGCCGUUCUCUGGUCUAAAGUAGUGCACUAUAUAGGGAAUAGGGUGCCGUUCUCUGGUCUAAAGUAGUGCACUAUAUAGGGAAUAGGGUGCCGUUCUCUGGUCUAAAGUAGUGCACUAUAUAGGGAAUAGGGUGCCAUUUGGGAUGCAUCUUGCUCUGAUUCUGCAAGUGAAUGCCGGCUCUGCCAUUUCUCUGGUUUAAUUUGCAUGUUUGGAACAAUGGUUCGUGAUAUAAAAUGUUACCAAAGGUGGCCGGCGAGCCCUGCUUUCUGCUCUCUGUUUUGGCUUCCUGCAAUAGAACAUGUUUCCAACUGGGGACAGCAGGCAUUAAACGAAACCUGACUAACCUCUCUCUGUGUCACGGAUCCUGCCGAGGCUGCCCCUCCUCCUUGCUCGGGCAGGUUUCGGCGUUCGUCGUCACCGGAGUACUAGCUGCUGCCGAUCUAUGUUUCUAUGUUCUACCUGUUGUUGUCAGAUUGUUUCACACCUGUUUCCCAUCUUGUAAUUACUUCGUCCCCUAUUUAACCCUGUGGCUCCCAUUGUGUUCUGUGCGUGUUUGUUGUUUGUUCUCGGAUGUCGUUGGUGAGCGGGUUUAUUCCUCCCUGCGUGGAGGCUUCUUGUUUCUUUACGUGAUUUAUUAAAGAUACGUUUUCCCUUGAGUUCUGUGUCCUGUGCCUGACUUCAGUCUACCGCAUACACUGACACCGUGACACUCUGGGAGGAUGAGAUGGGUGAGGUUACAUCCCAAAUGGAAUUAUAUUCCCUUUAUAGUGCACUACUUUUGACCAGGGCCCAUGGUAAGUAGUGUACUGUAUACGGAAUAAGGUGCAGUUUGGGAGCACCCUGAGAGCGGCUAGGAGCUCCGUGUUAGAGGCUUGAGGCGUCACUACAGACCCCCCUGGUUCGAUUCCAGGCUGUAAAUCACAACCGGCCGUGAUUGGGAGUCCCAUAGGGGCGGCGCACAAUUGGCCCAGCCUCGUCCGGGUUUGGCCGGUGUAGGCCGUCAUUGUAAAUAAGAAUUUGUUCUUAACUGACUUGCCUAGUUAAAUAAAGGUUAAAUAAAUAAAAAAAGAGUGACCUGGUGGUUUGUUGAAAGGCUUUGCGGCGUCGCCUGUUUUCAGAACCUCAGCAACCACACCGUGGUUUAUUACCGUGGUAACACCGUAUACCGUGGUAUCAUGGUUAGCUAAUGGCUGAGAGCUGAGGCCAGGUCUCUGGGCUUCUCCACUAAGAGCAACACAGGGAGAAAGAAAGAGCUUACUUUCUGUGCUAAUGCUGUGGCGUAGUAUGUUGGCACACUAUCCUUAUAACUGUCUGAACAAUUCUUACAAUUAGCUAGAAAGCCUCAACCUUUCGUAUUUUCUUUCAUAGAGUUGGUGUCGGCCCAAGUGAAUUCGUCGUCUACUCCUCAAACUGAAAAUCAAACAGGUAAGAGCUGAGCUAUGUGCUUGUAGGUCAUUUGAAUGUUGGUCAUCAGAACAUCUAUGGUUUUGCCAGACAGAAUAAUUUUCCAUAAGAAACGUUGAAUCAGCUUGGAGUCUAUUGACAGAACCACCUCUCUCAGUCAAACACAAAAGAACAGUGGACAUCUUGUAUGUGAUAAAUGUCUUUCUCAGAUCAGAGUUCAUCAUUUCCUAAGCUUUUUUUUUUUAAUUCCAAAAACUUGUUUAAAAGUAUAGUACUUGCCUGUUCUUUAUGUGUUUUGGCAUCACACACUGUGUUGCCCUAGGCCAAGGUUAUGGUAUAAACUAAAGUAGCUGGUCCUCUUGUCUGUCUGGCAGUGUCCUGUGAGGGGGAGGGCUGUGAGAACCACCAGAUCUGUGAACACACCGGCUCUGGGAGUUACAACUGCACAUGUACCCAAGGAUUCUAUGGUGACAACUGUGAAGGUAAAGUACUGACUGGGACAUACCCUGCUCUAGCUGAAGACAGUUGGACAGCAGGUAUAGGUCAGAACCUUUUCUAGCAGAUUCUAGCUGAAGACAGUUGGACAGCAGGUAAAUCCAUGGGCGGUCAGUGACUUUAAGAUAGUUGAGGGACGUUUUUUUUUUUUUUUCUAUGAGCAUGCCUUAUGUCUAUUACAAUUACAAUCAUAUGGAUGACUGUUAUUCCAUUCCCAUCAUACUAACUGUCCCCCAUUACCCAGCAUACUACUGAAUCCUCCAUUACGCCACAUACUACGUCCUCCAUGUACGAGCAUCUACUGUCCUCCAUUACCCCAGUACUACUGUCGCUCCAUUACCACAUGCUACUUUCCUCCAUUACCCAUCAUGACUACUGUCCUCCCAUUCCCGCAGCAAUCCUAACUAAGGUCCCCAAUACCCCGCAUACGAUUACUACCUGUCGCCUCCAUUAAACCCAGCUUACUACUGUCCUCCCUAUUACCCAGCAUGAUACUGUCCCGAUCCAUUACCCAGCAUACUUCGUCUCCAUUACCCGCAUACUAACGUCCCCCAUUACCCAGCAUACUCUGUCCCUCCAUUACCCAUACAUGCUACUGUCCUCCAUUAAACACCAGCAUAACUCUGUCCUCCUACCCAGCAUGCUACUGUCCUCCAUUACCCCAGCAGACUUCUGUCCUCCAUUACCCACAUACUACUGUGCCUCCAUUUACCCAGCACUACUGUCCAUCCAUUCCCAUCAUACUGUCUGUCCUUCCAGUACCGGCAGCAUAACUACUGUCCUCCAUUACCACCCCGCAUACUACUGUCCUCCAGUACCCACAUACUCUGUCCUCCAUUAGCCAGGCAUACUACUCUGUCCCUCCAUUACCUCACAGACUACGUACUUCCAAUUACCCAGCAUAUACUUGUCCUCAUUACCCAGCAUGCUACUGUCCCCAUUAGCCACAGCAUACUAACUGUCCUCCAUUACCCACCUACUACUGUCCCUUCCAUUACCCGCAUACUACAUGUCCUCCAUUACAUAGCAUAACUAACUGUCCUCCAGUUAAACACAGCCAUACUACUGUCCCUCCAUUAACCCGGCAUACUACUGUCCCUCCAUUACCCAGCAUACGAUGUCCUUCCAUGACCGCAGCAUACUACGUCAUCCAUUCCCCACAUCCUACGGUCCUCCAUUACCCAGCUCGCCUACUGUCCUCCAUUACAGCAAGCAUGCUAGCGUCACUCCAUUUACCUUACCCAUCAUCUUCUGUCCUCCAUUAUCCCCAGCCAUGCUUAACUUCUUUCCUCAUUACCCCAGCAUACUAUAGCUUGUCCCUCCAUUACCCAGCAUGAACCUACUGUCCUCCAUUACAGAUCAUACUACUGCCUACAUUAACCCAGCAUAGACUACUGUCCUCCAUUACCCCAGCAUACUACUGUCCCUCCAUUACCGAGCAUACAACUGGGUCCUCCAUUACGCCGCCUACUACUGUUCUCCAUUAAUUACCAGCGUACUACUGUCCUCCAUUCCCAUCAUACUACUCUACUGUCCUCCAUUACCCAGCAUAGCUACUGUCCUCUCAUUACCACCAGCAUACUUCUGUCCUCCACUACCCAGCAUGCUACGUCCCUCCAUACCCUCAUACUACUGUGUCCUCUCUAUUACCCAGCAUACUACUGUCCUCCAUUACCCAGCAUCCUACUGUGUUCCUGCCAUUACCAGCAUACUACUGUCCUCCAUUCUCACAUACUACUUUCCUCCAUUACCCAGCAUACUACUGUCCUCCAUUACCCCCAGCAUACUAACUGUUCCUCCUUUACAGAGCAUACUACUGUCCCUCCAUUACCCAGCAUACUACUGUCCUCCAUUACCCAGCAUACUAACUGCUACGGUCCUCCAUUACAGAGCAUAUACUUUCCUCCAUUACCAGCAUAGCUACUUCCCUCCAUUACCCAGCAUACUACUGUCCCUCCCCAUACCCAGCAUACUACCGUCCUCCAUUACCAGCAGCAUACUACUGUCCCCUUACGCCAUCUACUACGUCCUGCCAUAUACCCAGGCCAUACUACUGUCCUCCAUUCCCCAGCAGUACUACUGUGCCUCCAUUACCCAGCAUACUACUGUCCUCCAUACCCAUCAGAACUACUAUCAUCCCCAUUAACCCCCGCAUACACUGUCCGCCAUAUACCCAGCCUGACUACUGGGCCCUACCUUACCACCCAGCAUGACUACUGUCCUCCAUUUACCCCAGCCAUGCUAAACGGUCCUCCAUUACCCAGCAUUACACUGUCCUCCAUUACCCAUCUACAUUACAUUUUAAUUUAACUUCAUUUAGCAGACGCUCUUAUCCAGAGCGACUUAACAGUUAGUGCAUACAUUAAUUCUUUUUCCUAUUUUCAGUACUGGCACCCCGCGUGGGAACGACCCACUACCGGCUGGCGUUGCAAACUCCAUGCUCUACUACCAAACUGAUCUACCCUGCCCUGUCCGGCCACCCUCCCUACCCUGGCCGACGCUGGGGCCAGUGGUGUGCGCCGCCCCAUUGGUCUCCCGGUUGCGGCCAGCUACAGCAGAGCCUGGAUUUGAACCAGGAUCUCUAGUGGCACAGCUAGCACUGCGAUGCAGUGCCUUAGACCACUGCGCCACUCGGGAGACAUACUCCGUUACCCAGCAUGCUACUGUCCUCCAUUACCCAGCAUACUACUGUCCUCCAUUACAGAGCAUACUACUGUCCUACAUUACCCAGCAUACUACUGUCCUCCAUUACCCAGCAUGCUACUGUCCUCCAUUACAGAGCAUACUACUGUCCUCCAUUACAGAGCAUACUACUGUCCUCCAUUACCCAGCAUGCUACUGUCCUCCAUUACCCAGCAUACUACUCACCAAUGUUCAAUCACUAAUGAACAAACUUGAUGAACUCAGAGUGAGGCUCUCCUUCCAGAGGGACAUCAGAUCAGAGUGAGGCUCUCCUUCCAGAGGGACAUCAGAUCCUGCAACAUACUCCAAUUUUCUGAGACUUUCCUCCGACAUCCAAACCGUUUAUAUACAACCAUCCGGUUUUACAGUUUUUUGUUCAGAUAGGCAGCGGGCUCUCUCUGAGCAAGGCUCUGCUUUAUGACCAACAACACGACGAUGGAAAUCUACAGGAACUUGUGAGCUUCAGCUUCUGCUCCCCCGACUUGGAAUACUUGGUCAUCAAAUUUUGUCCUUUUUACCUUCCGAGAGAGUUCUCAGGGAUUUUCGCCAUGGCUGUGUACAUCCCGUCCCAAGCCGACACCAAAAAUGCUCUCAAAGAUCUUCAUUGGACCCUGAACAAACUGGAGACCCCAUUCCCAGAGGCAGCGUUCAUUGUUGUGGGGGACUUUAACAAAAAAGUAAUUUGAGAACCGUGCUCCCAAAUUAUUACCAACACAUCGACUGUCUAACUUGCAGAAAUUCUACUCUUGACCACUGCUACACGCCUUUUUCGACACAGGUGUAAGGCCCUCUCUCAUCCUUCUUUCGGAAAAUCCGACCGUGACUCCACUCCGUCUUGCUUCUCCCCGCCUACAAACAAAGACUCAAGAGGGAAGUUCCGGUGGUCAGGUAUAUACAGCGUUGGUCCGACCAAUCAAAAUUCACGCUCCAAGACUGUUUUUAUCACGUGGACUGGAAUAUGUUCCUGGUCGCCUCUGGAGAUAACGGAUUGAUACCAGCCUUGUAGGAAAACUGAAAGAGAGAAAUGCUGCUUAUAAAAAGGGCAAGGUGACCGGGGACAAUAGUUUGGUUAAACAGUACAAAUACGACCUACGCAGAGCAAUCAAGAUGUCAAAACACAGGUAUAGGUACGAAGUGGAGGCGCAAUUCAGUGGGUCAGACACAAGGCGUAUGUGUCAGGGGCUCCCAACGAUCACGGAUUACAAAAAGAAAGCCCGCCACAUCACGGGCACCAACGCCACCCUACCGGACGAGCUACAAACCUUUUUCUCAAGAUUCGAGCACAACGACCCUGAGCUGCCGAGGAGAGCCCCUGAUGACAACGUGGGCUACACACUCACAGUCUCCACUGAGGACGUAUGGAAGUCAUUCAAACGUGUUAACCCUCGCAAGGCUGCCGGCCCAGACGGCAUCCCUAGCCAUGCCCUCAGAGUAUGUGCUGCCUGUUUUUUUACAAUCUCUCCCUAGCUCAAGCUGCUAUACCAACCUGCUAGAUGGGGUAUUGUAAGAUGGCGCCGACAGAUAGGGCAGCUCUGCUUCUAGCUCCUAAGCAACUUUGCAGAAUUUUUGUUUUUUUGUGUGUUAUUUCUUACAUUAUUAGCCCAGAAAUGUUUUGUUUUAUUACAAACAGCCGGAAAUAACUUUUGGAUAUCAGAGCGGCGGUACCCCACCAGCAUUACGACCAGGAAUACGGCUUUCCUGAAUUGGAUCCUUUGUUCGUACCCCCCAGGGCAAUUUAACUGAUUCCAGAGGCUGAUCUUAAACACUGCCGGCGGAGAAGAGGUAUCCGGAGUGGACUUCUAGUCCGACUCAGGAGGCGCGCACACCAUCGCUUCCGAGUAUAUUACUCGCUAAUGUUCAGUCUCUGGAUAAAGUAGACUAGCUCAGGGCGAGAAUCUCCUUCCAGAGAGACAUCAGGGAUUGUAACAUACUCUGUUUCACGGAAACAUGGCUCUCUCGGGAUAUACUGUCUCCGUCAGUUGGGUUCUCAGUACAUCCCACAGACAGGAAUAAAGAACUCUCCGGGAAGAAGAAAGGUGGGGGUGUUUGUUUCAUGAUUAACUACUCAUGGUGUGAUUGUGAUAACAUACAGAAACUCAAGUCCUUUUGUUCACCCAACCUAGAAUACCUCACAAUCAAAUGCCGACCAUAUUACCUCCCAAGAGAGUUCUCUUCGGCUAUAGUCACAACCGUGUAUAUUCCCCCUGAAGCCGAUACCACGACGGCCCUCAAAGAGCUACACUGGACUUUAUGCAAACUGGAAACCACUUAUCCUGAGGCCACAUUUAUUGUAGCUGGGGAUUUUAACAAAGCAAUUUGAGGAAAAUGCUACCGAAGUUCUACCAACACAUUGACUGUAGCACUCGCUCUGAGAAAACAUUAGACCACUGCUACUCAGCUUUUCAAAAUGCCUACAAGUCCCUCCCCUGCCCUCCCUUCGUCAAAUCUGAUCACGACUCCAUUUUGCUCCUCCCUUCCUAUAGGCAGAAACUCAAACAGGAAGUACCCGUGCUAAGGACUUUUCAACGCUGGUCUGACCAAUUGGAAUCCAUGCUUCAAGAUUGUUUUGAUCACGCGGACUGGGAUUUGUUCCGGGUAGCCUCUGAGAAUAACAUUGACAAAUACAUGGAUAAGGUGACUGAGUUCAUCAGAAAGUGUAUAGGAGAUGUUGUACCCACUGUGAUUAUUAAAACCUACCCAAACCAGAAACCGUGGAUAGAUGGCAGUAUUCGCGCAAAACUGAAAGCACGAACCACCAUAUUUAACCAUGGCAAGGUGACUGAGAAUAUGGCAGAGUACAAACAGUGUAGUUAUUCCCUCCGUAAGGCAAUCAAACAGGCAAAACGUCAGUAUAGAGACAAAGUGGAGUCGCAAUUCAACGGCUCAGACACGAGACGUAUGUGGCAGGGUCUAUAGACAAUCACGGACUACAAAGGGAAAACCAGCCACGUCGCGGACACCGACGUCUUGCUUCCGGACAAGCUAAACACCUUCUUCGGGGUUAACACAGUGCCACCGACACGGCCCCCUACCAAGGCUUGUGGCCUCUCCUUCUCCGUGGCCGACGUGAAUAAGACAUUUAAGCGUGUUAACCCUCGCAAGCCUGCCGGCCCAGACGGCAUCCCUAGCCGCGUCCUCAUAGCAUGCCCAAACCAGCUGGCUGGAGUUUUUACAGACAUAUUAAUCUCUCCCUUUCCCAGUCUGCUGUCCCCACUUGCGUCAAGAUGUCCACCAUUGUUCCUGUUCCCAAGAAAGCAAAGGUAACUGAACUAAAUGACUAUCACCCCGUAGCACUCACUUCUGUCAUCAUGAAGUGCUUUGAGAGGCUAGUUAAGGAUCAUAUCACCUCUACCUUACCUGUCACCCAAGACCUACUUAAAUUUGCUUACCUCCCCAAUAGAUCCACAGACGAUGCAAUCACCAUCGCACUGCACGCUGCCCUAUCCCAUCUGGACAAGAGGAAUACCUAUGUAAGAAUGCUGUUCAUUGACUAUAGCUCAGCAUUCAACACCAUAGUACCCUCCAAGCUCAUCAUUAAGCUCGAGGCCCUGGGUCUGAAUCCCGCCCUGUGCAACUGGGUCCUGGACUUCCUGACUGGCCGCCCCAAGGUGGUGAAGGUAGGAAACAACACCUCCACUUCGCUGAUCCUCAACACAGGGGCCCACAAGGGUGCAUUCUCAGCCCCUUCCUGUACUCCCUGUUCACCCAUGACUGCGUGGCCAAGCACGCCUCCAACUCAAUCAUCAAGUUUGCAGACGACACAACAAUAGUAGGCCUGAUUACCAAUAAUGACGAGACAGCCUACAGGGAGGAGGUGAGGGCCCUGGGAGUGUGGUGCCAGGAAAAUAGCCUCUCACUCAAUGUCAACAAAACAAAGGAGCUGAUCGUGGACUUCAGGAAACAGCAGAGGGAGCACGCCCCUAUCCACAUCGACGGGACCACAGUGGAGAAGGUGGAAAGCUUCAAGUUCCUCGGCUUACACAUCACUGACAAUCUGAGAUGGUCCACCUACUCAGACAGUGUGGUGAAGAAGGCGCAACAGCGUCAGGCUGUAUCACCGCCUGGUACGGCAACUGCACCGCCCGCAACCGCAGGGCUCUCCAGAGGGUGGUGCGGUCUGCCGAACGCAUUACCGGGGGCAAACUAGACCUCCAGGACACCUAAAGCACCCUUUGUCACAGGAAGGCCAAAAAGAUCAUCAAGGACAACAACCACCCGAGCCACUGCCUGUUCACCUCGCUAUCGUCCAGAAGGCGAGGUCAGUACAGGUGGUGCCAGUUAAACAACCUCUCCCUCAACGUCAGUCUGACGGCGUGGUGCCAGGUAAACAACCUCUCCCUCAACGUCAGCAAAACAAAGGAGCUGAUUGUGGAUUUCAGGAGGAACCAUGCUGGACAUGCCCCCAUCCUCAUCAACCGCUGUGGAGACGGUCAAUAACAUCAAAUUCCUUGGCAUACACAUCUCAGAGGAGCCUCCCCCUAUGGACAUUCCACCCCUCCCCCCAACGGACUUUAACUCUGCCCCCACCCCAAUGACAUUAAUCACUGUUGCAGUUGUUCAAAUGUGUAUAUUAUUACUUUUUUAUUUAAAUGUUUUUAUUUAACUUGGUCCCCCUCAAUAAUAAAGCGCUGCUCUGCCUUCUUAACAGCACUAUCAACAAGGCAGGUCCUACAGGCCCUAGUUUUUUCGCACCUGGACUACUGUUCAGUCGUGUGGUCAGGUGCCACAAAGAGGGACUUAGGAAAAUUGCAAUUGGCUCAGAACAGGGCAGCACGGCUGGCCCUUGGAUGUACACAGAGUGCAAACAUUAAUAAUAUGCAUGUCAAUCUCUCCUGGCUCAAAGUGGAGGAGAGAUUGACUUUGUCACUACUUGUAUUUGCGAGAGGUCUUGACAUGUUGAAAGCACCGAGCUGUCUGUUUAAAACUACUAGCACACAGCUCAGACACCCAUGCAUACCCCACAAGACAUGCCACCAGAGGUCUCUUCACAGUCCCCAAGUCCAGAGCAGACUAUGGGAGGCGCACAGUACUACAUAGAGCCAUGACUACAUGGAACUCUAUUCCACAUCAGGUAACUCAUGCAAGCAGUAGAAUCAGAUUUUAAAAAACAAAUAAAAAUACACCUUAUGGAACAGCGGGGACCGUGAAGCAACACAAACAUAGGCACAGACACAUGCAUACACACACAUGAUAACAUACACAACACACACACACGUACACAUGGAUUUUGUGUUGUAGAUGGGUGGUAGUGGAGUAUGGGCCUGAGGGCACACACUUAGUGUGUUGUGAAUUCUGUAAUGAAUGGAUUGUAAUGUUUUACAAUUUGUAUAUAACUGCCUUGAUUUUGCUGGACCCCAGGAAGAGUAGCUGCUGCCUUGGCAGGAACUAAUGGGGAUCCAUAAUAAACCCCAGGAAGAGUAGCUGCUGCCUUGGCAGGAACUAAUGAGGAUCCAUAAUAAAUACAAAUAGAAAUAGUCAUGCUGCUCCUCUAUGGUCAUGCACACUCUUUGCAUUCUCUCAACCAGCUUCACCUGGAAUGCUUUUCCAACAGUCUUGAAGGAGUUCCCACAUAUGCUGAGCACUUGUUGGCUGCUUUUCCUUCACUCUCUGCGGUCCGACUCAUCCAAAACCAUCUCAAUUGGGUUGAGGUCGGGGGAUUGUGGAGGCCAGGUCAUCUGAUGCAGCACUCCAUCCCUCUCCUUCUUGGUCAAAUAGCCCUUACACAGCCUGGAGGUGUGUUGGGUCAUUGUCCUGUUGAAAAACAAAUGACAGUCCCACUAAGCCCAAACCAGAUGGGAUGGCGUAUCGCUGCAGAAUGCUUUGGUAGCCACGCUGGUUACGGUAAGUGUGCCUUGAAUUCUAAAUUAAUCACGGACAGUGUCACCAGCAAAGCACCCCCACACAAUAACACCUCCUCCUCCAUGCUUUACGGUGGGAAAUACACAUGCGGAGAUCAUCCGUUCAUCCACACCACGUCUCACAACGACACGGCGGUUGGAACCAAAAAUCUCAAAUUUGGACUCCAGACCAAAGGACAAUUUUCCACCGGUCUAAUGUCCAUUGCUCAUGUUUCUUGGCCCAAGCAAGUCUCUUCUUCUUAUUGAUGUCCUUUAUUAGUGAUUUCUUUGCAGCAAUUUGACCAUGAAAGCGUGAUUCACACUGUGUCCUCUGAACAGUUGAUGUUGAGAUGUGUCUGUUACUUGAACUCUGUGAAGCAUUUAUUUGGGCUGCAAUUUCUGAGGCUGGUAACUCUAAUGAACGUAUCCUCUGCUGCAGAGGUAACUCUGGGUCUUCCAUUCCUGUGGCGGUCCUCAUGAGAGCCAGUUUCAUCAUAGCGCUUGAUGGUUUUUGCGACUGCACUUGAAGAAACAUUCAAAGUUCUUGAAAUGUUCUGUAUUGACUGACCUUCAUGUCUUAAAGUAAUGAUUGACUGUCAUUUCUAUUUGCUUAUUUGAGCUGUUCUUGCCAUAAUAUGGACUUGGUCUUUUACCAAAUAGGGCUCAAACGCAUUAAGAAGGAAAGAAAUUCCACAAAUUAACUUUUAAGAAGGUACACCUGUUAAUUGAAAUGCAUUCCAGGUGACUACCUCAGGAAGCUGGUUGAGAGUGCCAAGUGUUUUCAAAGCUGUCAUCAAGGCAAAGGGUGGCUAUUUGAAGAAUCUCAAAUAUAAAAUAUAUUUUGAUUUGUUUAACACUUUUUUUGGUUACUACAUGAUUCCAUAUGUGUUAUUUCAUAGUUUUGAUGUCUUCACAAUUAUUCUACAAAUGUAGAAAAUAGUAAAAAAUAAAGAAAAACCCUGGAAUGAGUAGGUGUGUCCAAACUAUUGACUGGUAGUGUAUAUGUACAUAUCUACCUCAAUUACCUCGUACCCCUGCAUAUCGACUCAGUACUGGUAACCCGUGAAUAUAUCCAAGUUAUCGUUACUCAGCGUCUAUAUAUUAUUUGUGUUGUUAUCUUUCUAUAAUUGUUCUAUUGUUUUCUCUGCAUUGUUGUGAAGUAAAGCAGUUUCACUGUUAGUCUACACCUGUUGUGAUUCGGUUUGAUCCCACAGGAAUGUGCCUCAGUACCCUGGAAGAGGGAAAAGACUGUCUGGUCCACCCUGUUCUGCUGUGAUGAUGGAGGAUGUUCAUCUGUACCGCACAGUUUACUACGGGAACCUGGGGGAACAACAGUCCAUUUUGGGAAUAAUUGCUUUAUGGCGCAUUUUAUUAGUUUACUUACAAGGGGAAGUGCCGCUUUGUCUAGACUUGAAAGGACAGGAGCCUCUGUCUAGGCUGGAGCUGAUGGUUGGUAUUUAUUCAGGUAGUUUCAUCGGACAGGGUCUGGUAUAACAUGCCUGGCAGCAGGGCAGCAGAGUAGCGCAGAGCAGUGGCAAACUAUUCCUUAUAUAGUGCACUACUUUUGACCAGGAAACUCUGACAUUUUGUGUCCCAAAUGGCACCCUAUUCCCUACAUAGUGCACUGCUUUUGACCAGAGGACUCUAAUUGUAUCCCAAAUGGCACCCUAGUCCCUAGUUCCUACUACUGCUAGUCAAAGGUAGUGCACUAUGGGAAAUAUGGUGCAAUUUGGCUCUGCCAAAUUCAGCACUGACUCUGCCAAACUCAGCACUGACUCUGCCACUUACUCCUCUGGAUGAGGUCCAUGGCACAACUCUGUGGUCCUCCUGUCUGCUCUAUGGUCCUCCUGUCUGCUCUAUGGUCCUCCUGUCUGCUCUAUGGUCCUCCUGUCUGCCUCUUAACUGGUCCUCCCUGUCUGCUCUAACGGUCCUCCUGUCUGCUCUAUGGUCCUCAUGUCUGCUCUACGGUCCUCCUGUCUGCUCUAUGGUCCUCCUGUCUGCUCUAUGGUCCUCCUGUCUGCUCUAUAACGGUCCUCCUGUCUGCUCUACGGUCCUCCUGUCUGCUCUAUGGUCCUCCUGUCUGCUCUGUGGUCCUCCUGUCUGCUCUACGGUCCUCCUGUCUGCUCUAUGGUCCUCCUGUCUGCUCUAUGGUCCUCCUGUCUGCUCUACGGUCCUCCUGUCUGCUCUAUGGUCCUCCUGUCUGCUCUAUGGUCCUCCUGUCUGCUCUAUGGUCCUCCUGUCUGCUCUAUGGUCCUCCUGUCUGCUCUAUGGUCCUCCUGUCUGCUCUAUGGAACAGCUGUCUGCUCUAUGGUCCUCCUGUCUGCUCUAUGGUCCUCCUGUCUGCUCUAUGGUCCUCCUGUCUGCUCUAUGGUCCUCUUGUCUGCUCUAUGGUCCUCCUGUCUGCUCUAUGGUCCUCCUGUCUGCUCUAAUACGAACUGUCCUCCUGUCUGCUCUAUGGUCCUCCUGUCUGCUCUAUGGUCCUCCUGUCUGCUCUAUGGUCCUCCUGUCUGCUCUCUAUGGUCCUCCUGUCUGCUCUAUGGUCCUCCUGUCUGCUCUAUGGUCCUCCUGUCUGCUCUAUGGUCCUCCUGUCUGCUCUACGUUCCUCCUGUCUGCUCUAUGGAACAGCUGCUUGCUGCAUAAACCACAUGACACAUCCUGUGUUAUUGUACUACUACCUCUAAUACUAUUUCACCUCCUUAGAGGGAAAUAUCAUACUGUACCAUGCAUCCCAAAUGGUACCCUAUUUCCUAUAGGCCCUGGUCAAGAGUAGUGCACUAAAUAGGGAAUGGGGUAUCAUUUGGGAUGCAGACUAUGUGUGUGUUAGUUAGCUAUGUGUGUGUUAGUAAAUGGACAAUGUGUUUUCAAAACUGGUGGGUAGGUUCUCCCGUGGGAUGUUGGUUUCCCCCACCGAGGCUGAAGUCCUGUAGCCACGGUCAACACAGAUUUAUUUCUCAGCCCCAAAAGCUCUUUAAUAGUAUGUGAGCCAUUGCAAAUCCAUGCUACUCCUCACCCUUGAGCUGAAGAAACUCUCAAGGCUUAUAUAGACUCUCCUAAAUCGCCCAAAUACUUUCCUGCUUGGCUCACUUGGAAGGCCCUGUGGAAAAAGGAGUAGGAUCAAAUCAAAUCAAAUCACAUGUUGUUUGUCACAUGCGCCGAAUACAACAGGUGUAGACCUUACAGUGAAAUGCUUACUUACAAGCCCUUAACCAACAAUGCAGUUUUAAGAAAAAAUAAGGGUUAAGUAAAAAAUAGAUAAGUAGCGAGGCUAUAUACAGGGGUUACCGGUACAGAGUCAAUGUGCAGGGGUACAGGUUAGUCAAGGUAAUUGAGGAAAUAUGUACAUGUGGGUUGAGGUAGAGAGAAAGUAGCAGAAGAGAGGGAAGGAGAGAGGGAAGGAGAGAAAGAAGGAGAGAGAUAAGAGCAGAGAGGGAGGAAGUAGAGAGAAAGAGGAUGAAGAUAGUAGGGAGAUGAUGAGAGAUCUCUCUCCUCUUCGCUCUGCCUUCCUCUCCCAUGCUCUCUGCUUCUUUUCCUUCCUCUGCUCGCUCUCCUUCUUCGUCCCUCUGCGGUCUCUCCUCUCUCCGCUCUCCUUCCUCUUCCUUCGCCUCCCUCUCUCUUUCCUUCUCUCUCUUCUUCUCCUCCUUCUUCUUCCUUCUGCUCUCUCUCCUUCUCUCUCACUCUUCUCUUUUUUCCUUCUCCCUCUCCUUCUUUCUCCCCUCUGUUCUUUCCUUCCUCCUUCUCUCUCCUUCUCUCUCUCUCCUUCUCUCUCUCCUUCUCUCUUCUCCCUCUCCCUUCUCUCUUCCCUCUCCUCUCCUUCUUUCUCCUUCUUCUUUCCUUCCUUCUCUCUCACUCCCUUGUCUCUCUCCUUGCUCGCUUCUCUCUCUCGCCCUUCUCUGGCUUCUUCUCUCUUAUCCUUCUCCUGUUCUUUCUUCCUCGCUCUCCGUCUGCUCGCUUCUGCUCUCUCAUGGUCUCUCUGAUCCUUCGUUCGUCUCGCCUUUCUUUCCUUUCGCUCUGUCAUGUCUGUACGGCUCUCUCACUACUAACUCUUUCCUCUCGGUCCUUCUCAUCGGCCUUCUCCCUCUCCCUCUCUCUCUCCUUCUCGGGCAACACGCAUUCUUCGUGAUCCUCCCUCUCCUUGUACGUCUACUCCCCUUUUUCCGAAGAAUAAGGCCCGGGAAGUAGACCCAUUUCCACUCCCCGGAGAGGCAGCGCCUUACAGGGCGGAGCAGUGCGGAUCGCCUGCCUCGGCGGUCCCUUCCCCCGCUUAAACAGAGAAACCAACACACAGCAUCUAGACCAGGUGUGAACGCUCUCGCUAUACCCCUUAACGUUAGAUUGGCCACGGGCAUGCUCCAUUGCACAUGUAUCCCAUGCACAUCCCUGUAAAGUGCCACUACUAUGACAGGGCCCUUUGUUUGGUCAAAAAAGUACACUAUAUAGGAAAUAGGGUGAAAUUCGGGACGCAGCCCACAAAACAUGUUCCAUAUCAUCAGAAAAAGAACACCCAGCCGUCCUCUUUUCUCCGAUCCCCCCUGACUUCAAAGGGAAGUCAUUUAGCAGUGAUAUAUCCACUUCCUUUGAUCCUCACUGCUGCAAUUCAGAGGCAGAGAGAGGAGAGAAAAAUGUAAAUAUUCCUUUAUUUAGCAGUGAUACAGCCACUUCCUUUAUUUAGCAGUGAAACAGCCUCUUCCUUUAUUUAGCAGUGAUACAGCCACUUCCUUUAUUUAGCAGUGAUACAGCCACUUCCUUUAUUUAGCGGUGAUACAGCCACUUCCUUUAUUUAGCAGUGAUACAGCCACUUCCUUUAUUUAGCGGGUGAUACAGCCACUUCCUUUAUUUAGCAGUGAUACAGCCACUUCCUUUAUUUAUCAGUGAUACAGCCACUUCCUUUAUUUAGCAGUGAAACAGCCACUUCCUUCAUUUAGCAGUGAUACAGCCACUUCCUUUAUUUAGCGGUGAUACAGCCACUUCCUUUAUUUAGCGGUGAUACAGCCACUUCCUUUAUUUAGCGGUGAUACAGCCACUUCCUUUAUUUAGCAGUGAUACAGCCACUUCCUUUAUUUAGCGGUGAUACAGCCACUUCCUUUAUUUAGCGGUGAUACAGCCACUUCCUUUAUUUAGCGGUGAUACAGCCACUUCCUUUAUUUAGCGGUGAUACAGCCACUUCCUUUAUUUAGCGGUGAUACAGCCACUUCCUUUAUUUAGCGGUGAUACAGCCACUUCCUUUAUUAGCGGUGAUACAGCCACUUCCUUUAUUUAGCGUGAUACAGCCACUUCCUUUAUUUAGCGGUGAUACAGCCACUUCCUUUAUUUAGCGGUGAUACAGCCACUUCCUUUAUUUAGCGGUGAUACAGCCACUUCCUUUAUUUAGCAGUGAUACAGCCACUUCCUUUAUUUAGCGGUGAUACAGCCACUUCCUUUAUUUAGCGGUGAUACAGCCACUUCCUUUAUUUAGCGGUUGAUACAGCCACUUCCUUUAUUUAGCGGUGAUACAGCCACUUCCUUUAUUUAGCGGUGAUACAGCCACUUCCUUUAUUUAGCAGUGAUACAGCCACUUCCUUUAUUUAGCGGUGAUAACAGCCACUUCCUUUAUUUAGCGGUGAUACAGCCACUUCCUUUAUUUAGCAGUGAUACAGCCCUUCCUUUAUUUAGCAGUGAUACCAGGCCACUUCCUUUAUUUAGGCAGUGAUACAGCCACUUCCUUUAUUUAGCGGUGAUACAGCCACUUCCUUAUUUAGCAGUGAACCAGCCACUCCUUCCUUCAUUUAGCAGUGAUGACAAGCCACUUCCUUUAUUUAGCAGUGAUACAGCCACUUCCUUUAUUUAAGCGGUGAUACAGCUACUUCCUUUAUUUAGCGGUGAUACAGCCACUUCCUUUAUUUAGCGGUGAUACAGCCACUUCCUUUAUUUAGCGGUGAUACAGCAAUUUCCAUUGAUCCAAACUGCUGCAAGUAGGAGGCAGAGAGAGGAAAAUAAAAAUCAUUCUUCCAGUUUGGACUGAAGGAAGGGGACAUGCAGCCUGCUGACUGACUGACAAAGUGACUGGGAAUGGUCUGGGAAAGUCCCCUGUAGCUCAGUUGGUAUGUAAAUAUAAUGUAUGAAUAAUGUAAUGUAAAUGAAUGGUCUGGUCCUGUGAACUAGAACUAGCUAUGAGAUAAAGAUGUAGAGAAGAUUAAUGGUCCUGAAUCAAUGGGACAUAUUGUGAUGAGGUGGUGUUGAAGAAUAACAGGCUUUAUUACAGACAGACAGACAGACAGACAGACAGACAGACAGACAGAGAACACAUGUUGGCCGUCUAGCUAUACCUUCAAUGUUGAUGUUCUCUGGGACUAGGAUACUGUUGAUGUUCUCUGGGACUGGGGUGCUGUUGAUGUUCUCUGGGACUGGGGUGCUGUUGAUGUUCUCUGGGACUGGGGUGCUGUUGAUGUUCUCUGGGACUGGGGUGCUGUUGAUGUUCUCUGGGACUGGGGUGCUGUUGAUGUUCUCUGGGACUGGGGUGCUGUUGAUGUUCUCUGGGACUGGGGUGCUGUUGAUGUUCUCUGGGACUGGGGUGCUGUUGAUGUUCUCUGGGACUGGGGUACUGUUGAUGUUCUCUGGGACUGGGAUACUGUUGAUGUUCUCUGGGACUAGGAUACUGUUGAUGUUCUCUGGGACUGGGGGUACUGUUUGAUGUUUCUCUGGGACUAGGGAUACUGUUGAUGUUCUCUGGGACUGGGGUACUGUUGAUGUUCUCUGGGACUGGGGUACUGUUGAUGUUCUCUGGGACUAGGAUACUGUUGAUGUUCUCUGGGACUGGGGUACUGUUGAUGUUCUCUGGGACUGGGGUACUGUUGAUGUUCUCUGGGACUGGGAUACUGUUGAUGUUCUCUGGGACUAGGAUAACGGUUGAUGUUCUCUGGGACUAGGAGACUGUUGAAUGGUCUCUGGGACUGGGGUGCCUGUUGAUGUUCUCUUCGUCUGGGACUAGGAUACUGUUUGAUGUUCUCUUGGGACCUAGGAUACUGUUGAAUGGUCUCUGGGGACUGGGGUGUGCUGUUGAUGUUCUCUGGGACUAGGGGUACUGUUGAAUGUUCUCCUGGGACUGGGUGCUGUUUGAUGUUCUCUGGGACUUGGGGUACUGUUGAUGUUACUGGGACUGGGGUACUGUUGAUGUUAUCCUGGGACUGGGAUACUGUUGAAUGUUCUCUUGGACUAGGGAUACUGUUGAUGUUCUCUGGGACUAGGGGAUGCUGUUGAUGUUCUCGUGGGACUGGGGUGGCUGUGUGAUGUUCUCUGGGACUUAGGGAUACUGUUGAAUGUUCUCUGGGACUGGGAUACUGGUUGAUGUUCUCUGGGACUGGGAUACUUGUUGAUGUUCUCUGGGACUGGGGUUACUGUUGAUGGUCUCUGGGACUAGGGUACUGUUGAUGUUCUCUGGGACUGGGAUACUGUUGAUGUUCUCUGGGACUGGGUAACUGUUGAUGUUCUCUGGACUAGGAUACUGUUGAUGUUCUCUGGACUGGGGUGCUGUUGAUGUUCUCUGGGACUGGGGUACUGUUGAUGUUCUCUGGGACUGGGGUACUGUUGAUGUUCUCUGGGACUGGGGUGCUGUUGAUGUUCUCUGGGACUAGGAUACUGUUGAUGUUCUCUGGGACUGAGGUACUGUUGAUGGUCUCUGGGACUGGGAUACUGUAGAUGUUCUCUGGGACUGGGGUACUGUUGAUGUUCUCUGGGACUGGGGUACUGUUGAUGUUCUCUGGGACUGGGGUGCUGUUGAUGUUCUCUGGGACUGGGGUACUGUUGAUGUUCUCUGGGACUGGGGUACUGUUGAUGUUCUCUGGGACUGGGGUACUGUUGAUGUUCUCUGGGACUGGGGUGCUGUUGAUGUUCUCUGGGACUGGGGUGCUGUUGAUGUUCUCUGGGACUAGGAUACUGUUGAUGUUCUCUGGGACUGGGAUACUGUUGAAGCUGCCUCUCAAAACAUGUGUUACAGACCUCUGAGGUUGUACAUGUAGCUUAUAAAUGGCUACCUCUGUCAUCCUGUAGCAAGUGACCCAACAGGCUAUGAGCUGUUUUGUGGCUUUGAACUUUUGAGUCAGUGUCUGUGACCUCUUCUCUUCUGUCUGUGUCUGUCAUCCACAGAGGAGUGUCUGUGCCAGAAUGGUGGCGUCUGUGUGGAAGUGAAUGGGACCUGUGACUGCCCCUCAGGCUUCACCGGACUCUACUGUCAGUUU
This is a messenger RNA of Coregonus sp. 'balchen', 25600 nucleotides long. Lineage: Eukaryota; Metazoa; Chordata; Actinopteri; Salmoniformes; Salmonidae. The record is from the annotation of a GenBank genome assembly.